AGUGCUUAGUAACGAACAUACAUUUUCUCUCGUUUUUAUAACAUCAUCGCUUCUCCAGAAAGUCAUCGAAAGUCGUCACUAGCAUCUUAUCGUCACCGUCGUGUUCACGAAUUUGCUGCUAGGAUACUAGAUAAUAUAUAGAAUGGGAAAUCUAUUUUGCUGUGUGCAAGUUGACCAAUCUACAGUUGCUAUGAAGGAAAGAUUUGGCAAGUUUGAGGAAGUACUUGAGCCAGGAUGCCAUUUCUUGCCUUGGUGUAUAGGAAGUCAGAUUGCUGGCCAUCUCUCGCUUCGGUUACAGCAGUUGGAUGUGCGAUGCGAGACAAAGACUAAGGACAAUGUAUUUGUCAAUGUCGUUGCAUCUGUGCAAUAUCGUGCCUUGGCCAAUAACGCGAGUGAUGCUUUCUACAAACUUAGUAAUACUAGAUCCCAAAUCCAAGCCUAUGUAUUUGAUGUGAUCAGAGCAAGCGUGCCAAAGCUAAAUCUUGAUGACGUUUUUGAACAAAAGAAUGAAAUUGCAAAAGCAGUGGAAGAAGAGCUUGAAAAGGCCAUGUCCGCCUAUGGGUAUGAGAUUGUUCAGACACUUAUUGUUGAUAUAGAACCAGAUGAGCGUGUGAAGCGGGCCAUGAAUGAAAUCAAUGCUGCUGCACGGUUGAGAUUAGCAGCUAAUGAGAAAGCAGAAGCUGAAAAAAUUGUGCAGAUAAAACGAGCAGAGGGUGAUGCUGAGUCCAGGUAUCUGGCAGGAUUAGGUGUCGCUAGGCAGCGACAGGCUAUUGUAGAUGGUCUAAGAGACAGCGUGCUUGGCUUCUCAGUGAAUGUACCAGGUACUACUGCUAAGGAUGUUUUGGACAUGGUACUUGUGACCCAAUACUUUGACACCAUGAAAGAAAUUGGUGCUUCUUCCAAGUCCUCGGCAGUAUUCAUCCCACAUGGACCUGGUGCUGUGCGUGACGUUGCUCAACAGAUUCGAGAUGGGCUGCUUCAGGCAUCUGCCCACCAGCAACCAGAGCUCCUGUAGUGUUGGCCGUGUUCAAAAAGAAGUGUGCAUGGGUAUUUUGUUUAUCUGAAUGGACUGUUCUUUACUUUUAUAUGGUUGUGACGCAGCAGUAUGCCCCUUGGAAAUAUUCAUCUCCAGUAUUUUGCUUGUAAAUGAAUUUUUAGUUUUAAAUUGUUAAAAGGGUGUUUUGCCAUUCCUCA
Messenger RNA from Cornus florida, 1194 nucleotides. Its product is annotated as hypersensitive-induced response protein 1-like. The transcript has 6 exons. Lineage: Eukaryota; Viridiplantae; Streptophyta; Magnoliopsida; Cornales; Cornaceae. The coding region runs from base 143 to 1015 and encodes 290 amino acids. The record is from RefSeq and is a predicted model, not a curated record.